Messenger RNA from Ceratotherium simum simum (southern white rhinoceros), 1262 nucleotides. It is a transcript of the gene TADA2B, whose product is annotated as transcriptional adaptor 2B. Gene Ontology annotation, molecular function: chromatin binding; zinc ion binding; transcription coactivator activity. Gene Ontology annotation, cellular component: nucleus; SAGA-type complex. Gene Ontology annotation, biological process: regulation of transcription by RNA polymerase II; chromatin remodeling. Lineage: Eukaryota; Metazoa; Chordata; Mammalia; Perissodactyla; Rhinocerotidae. The record is from RefSeq and is a predicted model, not a curated record.
CCUGGCCGAGGUGAGCCCGCUGCGCUUCCGCUGCACCGAGUGCCAGGACAUCGAGCUGUGCCCCGAGUGCUUCUCGGCCGGCGCCGAGAUCGGCCACCACCGCCGCUACCACGGCUACCAGCUGGUGGACGGCGGGCGCUUCACGCUGUGGGGGCCCGAGGCCGAGGGCGGCUGGACCAGCCGCGAGGAGCAGCUGCUGCUGGACGCCAUCGAGCAGUUCGGCUUCGGAAACUGGGAAGAUAUGGCUGCUCAUGUUGGAGCUUCCCGGACUCCCCAGGAAGUGAUGGAGCAUUAUGUAAGCAUGUACAUCCACGGAAACCUGGGGAAAGCCUGCAUCCCUGACACCAUCCCCAAUCGGGUGACAGACCACACAUGCCCCAGUGGAGGCCCCCUCUCUCCCAGCCUCACUACCCCCUUGCCUCCCCUAGACAUCUCGGUGGCUGAGCAGCAGCAGCUGGGCUACAUGCCGCUGCGGGACGACUAUGAGAUCGAGUAUGACCAGGAUGCCGAGACGCUCAUCAGCGGGCUCUCGGUGAACUACGACGACGACGACGUGGAGAUCGAGCUGAAGCGGGCCCACGUGGACAUGUACGUGCGGAAGCUCAAGGAGAGGCAGCGGCGGAAGAACAUCGCCCGCGACUACAACCUGGUGCCCGCCUUUCUGGGCAGGGACAAGAAGGAGAAGGAGAAGACGGCCAAGCGCAAGAUCACCAAGGAGGAGAAGGAGCUGCGGCUGAAGCUGAGGCCGCUCUACCAGUUCAUGUCCUGCAAGGAGUUCGAUGACUUGUUUGAAAACAUGCACAAAGAGAAGAUGCUGCGGGCAAAAAUUAGAGAAUUGCAGAGGUACCGGCGGAACGGAAUCACCAAGAUGGAGGAGUCGGCAGAGUACGAGGCGGCCAGGCACAAGCGAGAGAAGAGGAAGGAGAAUAAAAACACAGGCGGCUCCAAGAGGGGGAAGGAGGACGGCAAGGACAGUGAGUUUGCUGCCAUCGAGAACCUUCCUGGGUUUGAGCUCUUGUCGGACCGUGAGAAGGUGCUCUGCAGCUCCUUAAAUUUGAGUCCCGCUCGCUACGUGACUGUGAAGACCAUCAUCAUCAAAGACCACCUCCAGAAACGACAAGGGAUUCCCUCCAAAAGUCGCCUUCCGAGUUAUCUGGACAAAGUCCUAAAGAAAAGGAUUUUAAAUUUCCUCACAGAAAGUGGCUGGAUAUCCAGGGAUGCUUCCUGAAGCUGAGUGGCUUUGAAAGCUGGAAUGAUGCUAA